Messenger RNA from Colletotrichum scovillei, 1832 nucleotides. RefSeq lists its product as uncharacterized. The transcript has 2 exons. Lineage: Eukaryota; Fungi; Ascomycota; Sordariomycetes; Glomerellales; Glomerellaceae. The coding region runs from base 699 to 1529 and encodes 276 amino acids. Gene Ontology annotation, biological process: chromatin remodeling. The record is from RefSeq and is a predicted model, not a curated record. Gene Ontology annotation, cellular component: Ino80 complex.
CUGGUGGCAGGUGCGCGAGAGGAAGCGAAAGCUGGAGGUCAAUUCUUGAGCGCGGGUGAGAGAGAGAGAGAAACGGGAGCCCAGCACCACGCACCACGCACCCAGCACCACCGCGCACCCAACCCAGGCAGCAUGAGAACCGUUUAUUGUCACGCCGCCUGCUCUGGCGCUCUCUCGAAAAUGAGACGCCAAACUUACCAGAUGGAUUCCCCCAUAAAAUAAAAAUUCUCUCUGUCCCCCUUCUCAUCAACCCUUCCACCCUCCCGUUCCAUCCAUCGCCAAACCCCCAUCGCCCAUCACCGCCUUGCCUCGCAUCAUCGCCCUCGACUGUGCGAGUCGCCGACGCGAAAUAAUCUGCCACCCACGAGAGAGACAGAUCGCACCGCACCGCACCCAGGAGAACCUGAACCCGCACCGCUCCAGCUCACCACCAAAACCAACCCAACACGCACCACCGUCCACAACCUUGCCCAGUCCUUUACCCACCAGAUCACAACUCGUGGCCCAUUGGAUCCCCGGCCCGUCCGCCACCCCAUUCAUCAAAGCAGCUAUCUCCGACAAAGCCAUUACUACCUACUAAGCUUCCUGACGCCGCGCCGCCAAUCUUCCAACUCUUCACCCAUCCUUUCCGCCCUGAACCAAACCUCGCCCUCACCACCCAAUCCAUCAUCACACAACCCGCCCAAAUCCAUCUCGAAAUGGCACCUACUGCAUCCGUCAGUCGACGCAAGUCCAAUGGAGGCAAGGGCGGCCUCGUUAUCACCCUGACUGUCGACGUCGAAAAAUUGAAGCGGACCCUUGAUCCCGAUUAUGUAAAGGAAGAUUCGCCCGUCAAGAUGGAUGUUGAGGAGACGAAUGGAAACAAGGAGACACAAGAAGCGCAAGAUUCUCCCGCCACAUCGGCCACCUUGGCAGCUCCUGCCAUCGCAAAUGGCGAGACGGCGUCCGACUCAAAUCCCGGCACGCCCGCUGGCGAUGGCACUCCAGCACCUACAUCCAUGGGCCCUCCUACCGAGGGGGUCAAGAAGAAGGGUACCAAGCGUGGUGCUGGUGCUGCCAAUGGUCUCGGCCCUGAUGGACAGCCCAAGGUCCGCGGCAAGCCUGGCCCCAAGAAGAAGGCGAGACUUGAGGAUGGAACAAUCGACCCGAAUGCCCGUGGUGGCGCUGCUGGACAUAAGCUGGGUCCCAAGGCCAACCAAGGUGCCAUCAACGCCGGCCUUCGAGCUCUCGACCGAAGCGGCAAACCCUGCCGCAAAUGGGCGAGGGGCGGUUUCGUCCUCAAGAGCUUCACAGGUAUCGUCUGGGAGGUUCCUCGAUGGACCGCGCCGCCCAAGUUCGUGCCCGAGCCCACCACCGAGGACUCUGCCGCCGCCUCAGCCGACAGCAGCACCAAGGAGAACAAGGAGAAUGAUCAAAUUAAGAGCGACGCCAAUAGUGCCGUCAACAGCGGCGCCGACGUCGAGAUGCGGAGCGCGCCCGGCAGCGUUCCUGCUAGCUCUCCGGCCCCAAUGGCCAUCUCUGCCGCGUAGUAGCUGCGUCCUCGCUUGCGACAUUUCUUUUUUUUGUUUGGGCUCGUUGGGACAUCGAGGAGGGUCCUCGACACAGAUUCCAAACAGCUUGGGAGUUUUAAAGGAUCAAGAGGGAAAAUGAUUGCAACAUCUGAUCAAGGCUUGAAUGGUCGAUGCAGUUUUUGGAUGGGAGUCAUCACGGAGCAUUAGCUCGCCGGCGUUACGGAAACACAAUAUCAUGGUUCAGCGCGGUAGCUGCCAUGGGGAUUACGGCGUUUGCCUGGGCAGGCACAGAGUGUAUACUAUCAAGUUGGCGCAUGCAUG